CAAAACUAUAGGCCAAUAAAGUUUUUUCUAGGCUAAAUUGUCAAAAAAGCUGACAAGCGGCUAUAACAAACCUUAUACAAUAAUGUAAUUGAUUUAAGGUGUUGAAAUUAAACACUUUGGCGCAUUUUCUAAUUCUUAGCGAGACCAUAGGUCUAAAAGAGCUAAGUGGAAUUGUUUUACCGGUCGGAAAGAGUCGGAUCCUGGUUUCUAUAUUUAUACGGUUUCGGAAAGGUCAAACGCCUUGUAAUACUUCUGACCAUCACCACCCGCCGUUCCCCCCUCCCAGGAUAAUAUCAGGCCUUCAACGAGUUGUUUCAUCAAGAAAAGGACAAAGCAUAUCGUCAAUAGCUGUUUGAGAAAAAAAGAUGGAUUCCCAAUGUGAAACUUGUACGUAUCUCAUAGAGAGUUUUGAUAAGUUGAUCAGGAAAGCAGAAAGUGAGAUGCAGCAGUUAGAUCAGUCAAUAGCUAGUCUACAGAGCAAGCUCGAUGAAUUUAACGAAGACCCCGAUUUGUCGGAAAUCACUAGUGAUUCGGUUGACGACCCUUCUGAAACUCCUUUCGAUAUCGAUAAUUUUGACAAUCUAAUGAAAGAUUUCGAGUCAAUGUUGGAAAAGCUGAAGGAAAUGCGUAAGAUUUUAAGAACUAAAAGAGAUCAGUUCUUUGAAUUAAAGAGUUCAUUGGUUAAAAGAUGCGAGGAAAGAGCUCAGACUUAUUCUUCAGAGAACAAACAUCAAGAACAGAGAGAGCAGGAGAAGGAUGAAGAAGGGAAGAAAAAACAGACAGAAGGUGACUACGAAUCCACGAUGGAUGAUAUUGAAAAUGAGGCUGAGGAGUUAUAUUCAUGCGAUUCAGAAAGUGAAGACAAGGGAGCAACACAAUAUAAUGGAAUUUCAUCUUCCGAUCUUUUAUCUACUUAUGAGCAAGAUAAAGCUGAUAAACUUGAAAAAGACAGUGAAGAAUCUGAAGAAUGCUCAUCAACAUCUGUAACAGCAAAUGGUGAGCAGUGGAACGAAAAUAAUCAUAGUGGCAGUAACGUGAGUUCAGAAUGGACCCUAGGAUACGUCCUUUUAGGUUCCCACGGACCAACGCAUCACCCAACUAAUCCAUUCGAUGACAAAUACGUUCCACAAAUUGACUACAAAAGUGGUGACAAAAAUACAGAAAAUGUCCCUCUGAAAGCGAGCCUAAUAGAGCAGAGCCGAAAAGUGUUCACCCAGAACGACUGCCGCGAUCUUGGGACCUUAGAUCUUCUAUUGACUAAAGAUAAUUAUAACGAUGACCCGGUAUGGCCGUCGCUGAAGAGUCUACAUCACAGAUCUAGGAAAAUAUUCCAUCCUUACACUUCAAGAAGAUCUCACAAAGAAUCAAACACUUCCCACCAAAAAUCCAUUGAUCUGGAACCAUUUAACAAUCAAAUUUGGAAAUACUUUGACAUAUGGUUUCCUAACAAAAAUCUAAAAGGGUUCGUACUUUCAAAAUCAGUCUUAACUAAUGUAUAAAAUAUGUAGAUGUUUUUUUCUUUUUUUGCAAUAAUAUCUAAUUUUUCCUUAGCUUCUUAACUCUUAAACCGAUUGAAUUAAGUAAAAUCAAUCCUUUUAAUUUUUUUCACAGAAGGCCAGCAGAGAAUAAUUUAGAAUUAACACUAAUAAUUUCCUAAUGUUUGGUUUAGGUCAGAAGAAGAUUCCCAUGCUUCCUGGGGAGUUCAAACCGACGAAAUUAUAAACAAUGUUCUAGAUGAAUUGUCAAGAGUAUAUGAAGAAGCUUGCGACAGCUGCUUUGAUGAGAUCAAAUCGAAUAUGAAAGUAACUGAAUCUCAAACUGAUCCAGAGAUCGAAGAGGACAAGAAAAAGGAAAAGAAGGAAAAUGAUAAAGAUGACGAAGAUAACGAAUAAAUUAUUACUUUCGCUUUUUUCCUCUUUUCUUCAACCGUCUCUCGAAAAGCUCAUGCUUUUGUAAUGAUAAUAAAGAUUUCAACAUUAAAUGUCUUAUCAACUGUAUAUAACUAUGUAAUACGUUUUCCAGACUUAUCACGAAAAAAACUAUUUUUUUAUAUGUUAAUUGAAAAACAGUAUUUGUUACAGAAAACUCAGCUUUUCAGGCUUAUUUAUAGAAAAUGUAUAUUCAUGUCACAAGACAAACGGAUAAUGCUAAAAAAAAAGAAAAAACAAACACUGCUUUAUAUUCGUUAUUUUCAUUUGUAUAUUACUAGCUCCUACUAAUCAGCGUGCUACUCCUUUCAUACAAGAACUUAUUAAUUCCCAUUUGUGCAACAUUAUUCAUCUCGUGCAUUUUUAGUAUUUUUUUUCCUCGAACUUAUCUAAAUGAACAAGGAAACAAAAAGUAAAGAAUACAAUUCUCAUUAUCAUAAACAUCUAAAAAAAAUGUCUUUUUUUUGUCUUCAGUAAUUAUAAUUUUGUUUGUUUAGCUUAUUUAUAUAAAUAACCUUCCUUUUUGUUUGUUUAGCUGCAAUCUAAUUGUAUUUUGUACAAAUCAGAUUGUUAUAUUUAAAAAGAAAUCAAGGAAAAGUCCUCUUAAUUAAUUCGCAAGUAAUCUCAUCCUGAGCUGACAUGCUGGAGGUUAAAUAGGUUGCUAGAUAAGCUUUUUAAUUAUGCCUUAUUGGCUAUGCACUGCAUAAAUAUUAUACGAAAGAGCUUUCAGCCUAACUGCGAGAAGAUUGCAAUUAUAUAUCAGUAUAUAUUUACUUAUCUUACAGAUUCUUCUCCGGAAAUGAAACUGUAUACUUUUGAAUUUCUUUUUUCCAGUUCCAACACCUCUUUGAAAAGAAAAAC
Messenger RNA from Dimorphilus gyrociliatus, 2789 nucleotides. The record is from the annotation of a GenBank genome assembly. Lineage: Eukaryota; Metazoa; Annelida; Polychaeta; Dinophilidae.